Molecule: messenger RNA, 4420 nt
Organism: Drosophila elegans
Lineage: Eukaryota; Metazoa; Arthropoda; Insecta; Diptera; Drosophilidae
Gene: stl
Product: A disintegrin and metalloproteinase with thrombospondin motifs 16
Exons: 10
Coding region: 879-4352 (1157 amino acids)
Biological process (GO): extracellular matrix organization; proteolysis
Cellular component (GO): extracellular matrix
Molecular function (GO): metalloendopeptidase activity
Source: RefSeq, a predicted model, not a curated record
CGCGAGUGGUUGCCUCGCCUCGCUAUCUCCGUCUCUUUCCGCGUCUCUGCAGCCGUCUCUUUCGCCCCAGAAAAGUCCUUCGAUCGAACCGACGCGCAUUGACCUCCACUUUAUAUUUUAAAUACCCCAAAACGCUCAUAUUUCGAAGUGAUUUACCGAUUUGCAUGACUCUGAUGCGAGUUGAAAAAUAAAAUUUCAUUUCGGCUAUGGACACAAACCAGAAGAUCGUUAUGCUCCAGAGACGAUGAUCUAUAUGGGUGCCGUGUGUGUUUGUUGCUGGCUGCUUAAUUGUGCGAUGGCGUUUAAAUAAAAACAAGUGCGUUUAAAUGUGAAAACAAAAGACUGGCAUUAUAUAUAUUGUCAUUAUUGCCUGGCCAAUAAAAUAGUUUUCAAGCACCAUUUCGCCUUAUCUCGAGUGGAGUGCCGAUCAACAAGGAAGAACUUAGGCAACAAACUGCAGCGCAGAGCUUAAUAGAAAAAGAAAAGCAAACAAGAUAGAGUGCGAAAAGUGGCCCACAACAAAUGACUCGUAAUGCAAUGGCUGGGCAAUUAAUUAGUGCAUAAACAGUUAAAUUUACCGCCGUAAAAGUUGGAGCCGCACACACGCUCGUGCCUUCACUUUUCUCUCGGGAAAUCGGGCUCUAAGUUUUCCACCCUCGAUGUUCGCAGCUUGAAAAUGUAACUUCGAGCCACAAAUUAUGACGCAAAAUACCGAAUUCGGCCCGCAGCCAGAGGAAUAAUAUAUUUGCAAUUUAUGCAACAUUCGUCGCAUGGUUGUUGCAGCAACAAAGAGCGAUUAGUGUACUCGAAGCAUUACAAUAGCGAGCCAAAAAGUCCCAGAAAAACUGCGCCUCGGCCGUCAUCAUCAACGCAUCGUUAUGACUGUCUCAGCAAUUGGAUCUAAUCGGCAACGUCGUUUGGCUUUAAUUGUUUUGACCACCUUGUGGCUGCUAAUCGACGCCACCGCCACCGCCUCCUCCUCCUCCUCCGCCUCCGUUCCAAAAUCCGUCAGCAUUGAGUUGCGGCGCAAGAGGAGCUUGCACUAUAAUGGCAUUCAGCUGGACGAGAACACUCUGGUGGGCCAUCUGAGGGAACAUGAGCGGGCCCUGAUCUUUGGCUCACGAUCUCCGGAAGAGGCGCCCGAAUUCAAACUCGUGCACUUGGCACAACGGCAAGAGGAACGGCAGGAGGGAACCUUCCCAGGUGAGGAUGGCGCACAGGUGACGGAGGAGGGGAAUCCCCGAAAGCAACGUCUGCGCCGCAGCCUGCCAACACAAGAUGACGACCACCAUGAUGCCGGAGGGCGGAAGGAGGAGCUGCCUCCGUCGAUGGGGGAUGGGGGUGGGGGUGGGGAUGAUGGUGAGGAGGCUGUAGAAGCUAGGCUGCAGUUGCAGCAGUCGCCACAGCUCAUCGAUGACGCCUUCAUCUUCAUCCGACGCACCGAAAAUGGAACGCAGUUUGUGGAGCACUCGCCGCAGCUCCUCAAGCGACUGGAGCGAUGCUUCUACCGGAGUCCAGCGGCUGCUCUCGAUCUCUGCGAGCCCGGCAACGUGCGCGGCGUGUUCCAGCAGAAUGGCAGUGACCUGGUGAUCCAUCCGCUGCCGCAGCGCUUCGGCACCGGGACGCAUGUGCUCUACCAAGCGAGAGUGGACAAGAGCGGCUACAGUGGGGCGUCGUCGAGGCGAACCGAGACGCCACCGUUAGACAGCCAGCUGCAGUUCGAGCCCGAUGCGGAGGAGUUCAACGAACCGAGGAGGCGAUUGCAGGCUCAGCCGCCCCUGAAACUGCGCUUCCAGCCACGCCAUCAUCAUCAUCAACAUCACCAUCACCAUCAACAGCACAGUCAGCUGAGGCAUCGCCGAAGGCGUCGCUACAUUGGAGACCCACCGCGCUCCCGCUGGUCGGACAUCCCGGAGGAGCUCUUCAUCGAGACGGCCAUCUUCGUGGACAGCGACCUGUAUGCCCACAUGCAGCGCAACUUCCCAACGAACACGGAGAGCAAGGUGGUCAGCUUUCUGCUGGCCAUGAUCAAUGGCGUCCAGUUGCUGUACCACCAUCCCACGCUGGGGCGUCGGAUCAACUUUGUGCUAAAGCGCCUGGAGAUCUGGAGGUCCUGGGAUCCGCCGGGCCUGACUCGCUCCAGGGAUGUGGAGAACUACCUGAACAGCUUCUGCAAGUGGCAGGAGAAGCUCAAUCCCUUCUCCGAUGCUGAUCCGCUGCACUACGACCAUGCCUUGGUCCUGACGGGUCUCGACCUCGUCACCUACGAGAAGGGCAAGGCCAACAGCCAGGUGGUGGGCAUGGCCACGGUCAAGGGCAUGUGCACCUCCAUAUACUCCUGCACGAUCAACGAGGCCAAGCACUUCGAGAGCGUCUUUGUUGUGGCCCACGAAAUCGGACACAACUUGGGAAUGCGGCACGAUGCCAAGGAGAUUAGCUGCGAUCCCACCAUGCACAUCAUGUCCCCCAAAUUGGGCAGUGGCAAGGUCACGUGGUCCAAGUGUUCGCGCACCUAUCUUGAGGAUUUCUUGAUGGAUCCCCAGGCGGAGUGCCUCUUUGAUCGUGACCAGUAUGCUGGUCCCUGGGAUCACACUGAUGGUGGCCGUCUGCCCGGUGAACGCUUCAAUGCCAACCAGCAGUGCAUGCUGCGCUUCGGCAAGAACUUCAUGCAGGCCAGCACGCAAAGCAAGAUGGAAAUCUGUCGGGAUCUUCACUGUCGUCAGGAUGGACUGCCCUGGACAUCGCAUCCGGCUCUGGAAGGCACCGAGUGUGGCGCUAAUAUGUGGUGCCGUGGUGGCUCAUGUGAGGCGCGAUCCUCCAGGCAGGGCAGUUACUCAGCCCUUAAGUCCUGGCCACCUGAGAACGUACCCGAAGCCACCCACGAAAAGAUUAUCAGACAUGAGCCCAACAGGAUACCCCCUUUGCUGCACGAUUACAAUCCGUUGGGGAAUGAGCUGCCUGGAUCGUCCUCGAAUUGGGGCGAAUGGAGCGAGCCGAGUGCCUGUGAGUCAGGCUGUCUAUAUGGACAGUCGCGACGCCUUCUGGAGGGCAGCACAGGACUGCGCACCUUCAACAGGAGCUGCUUGAACUUCCCGUCGCGUUGCAUGGGCAGAGAUCGGCGAUUCGUGACCUGCAACACGCCGCAGUGCCACAAGGUGCCGGUGCAGACGAUUGGUGACUUUGCCAGCCAGGUGUGCAUGCAGGCGAGGAAAUCGGAUCCGGAUCUCACCGGCGAGGGUCAGCAGUUGAGCACCACGCUAGAUGGGUCCUGCAAGAUCUUCUGCCGCACCAAGAACAACGGCACCAAGUCCAGGCGAUGGACUUUUCCGGACGGCACCACCUGCCAAUCGAAGCAGCACAACCCCGAGGACAUUACCUACUGCAUUUCCGGGCGAUGUGAGCGCUUCUCCUGCGACAAUUCCACCGGCAACUUCUUCAAGAUGGACAGUAGCUUCUGCCAGGCGAGAUCAGUGCGCCCCACGAGGGAUUCCUCGGAUCAGGAGAGCAGGCCGCAGUCCACCAGCCAGCGGUAUGCGGAGCGGCAAGAGGGCAUAGCGCAUAAAAAUCACUAUGAAAAUGAGGUGGCAAAGCGGACGCCUUAUGGCCAAGGUAACCACAUCAGUGCGGCACCAUCGCCGUAUAAGAGGCGGACCUACCACAAACCGUACUCGCCGGAGAUUUCGCGACCACCGCCACCUGCCUCCGCCUCGCUGAUCGCCCUCGAUCGCAGCUCGUCCUCGGAAUCGGAGUGGGUGGUGCAUCCGGGCUGCCACUCCAAUUGCAUGACCGAUUCGAAGGGCGUCCAGGGGGUCACCUCGCGGCUGACCGGAGUGGAGAGCAUCCAGCUCUGCUCGUACCGUAUCCAGCCCUGCGAGCGUUUGCAGACGGCGGCUGAGUUUGCGGAGCAGACCUGCGCCCGAUACCGGCAGAAGGUGCGCGGACUAUCCGGCCAUGGGGCCCAGAUCUCGGCCAGCAUCGAUGAACCGGACCGCAGCUGCCGCGUUGGCUGCCAGGACGAGUUCAUCAAGUACCGGUAUUACCUGGUAAACGGCAGGAACGGACACUUUCCGCCGGGCACUCGCUGCUCACCGGUGGGCAAACGAUAUUGCGUAUACGGCAGGUGCAUGGAAUUCGGCGAUGAUGAUCUGCCGCUGGAGAAGACCCACAUCAGUUUGGGUCAACUACGGACGCGUCGGAAAAGAAGUCUACCUUUUAAUGAUUUAUCAAACAUAACGGAGAUAACUGGCACUGUGAACCUUAAACAAUCACUUUCAGAUGUCUCCGCCGAACACAUCGAAUUCACCCAACCCAUUCACGUCUCCGCAGACGAACUGAGUAGCAACAGCCGAUAGCCCAAUAGCUUCCUGGCCACAAUUCCCUUAGUCGAUUAAGUUCUAAGUUCUAGCUUAAGUUAAAGGCU